AUGACUGCCAGUGCGAUUGCAGAUGCCGCCACCACGACUGCUGCACUGGCAUCGACUUCACUGACGUCUUCGGUGGCAGCAGGCGACACCGAGCUGCAUGUGGAGUCCACGGUGGGGUUCGACGUCGGCGGCUCCAUCGAAAUCGAGGGCGGCGGCAACCGCGAGUCGGGGCUCAUUGUGAGCAUCGGGUCGUUCACGCUGGCCAGCGGGUUGGCGAACGGCUACCCCCUCGGCUCUACCGUCACCUACGUCACCCCACCACUACCAGGAACGAUCACCAGCAGCGCGAUGGCCACGUAG
Messenger RNA from Prorocentrum cordatum, 300 nucleotides. The record is from the annotation of a GenBank genome assembly. NCBI's taxonomy places the organism in Eukaryota, Dinophyceae, Prorocentrales, Prorocentraceae.